Molecule: messenger RNA, 1477 nt
Organism: Amphibalanus amphitrite
Lineage: Eukaryota; Metazoa; Arthropoda; Thecostraca; Balanomorpha; Balanidae
Exons: 2
Coding region: 430-1380 (316 amino acids)
Source: RefSeq, a predicted model, not a curated record
CCUCCAUGGAUGACAAAAGAAAUAAAAAAGAAAUCAAGAAAAGAAAAGAAAUAAACAGGAAAAAGCGAAAUGCCCAAUCUCAGGAAGAAGUCGAGGCAUUGGAAAUAGUGUAUCUGAAACAGAAAAGACAUGUACAAUCCCUGAUCAAGGAGCAGAUGGGUAUACAUGAGAAGAAGAUAACCAAUGAAAUAAAAUGCAGCACAAACAAAAGCAAAGCUCUAUGGAAGAACAUUGAUAGCCUAAGGAGAAGGGAUUUAAAAAAGAAUGAGGAAACAAACCUGUUCACCUCAGAUGGACAAAAGCUAGGGAAAAAAGCAGAAAAGGAAGAACUUAUAAGAUAUUGGAAGACUGUAUACCAAAAGCAUGCAAAUGAUAUAAGUCAGAUAUGGAAUGAAGAAAGCAAAAAUGAAUAUAUCAGAGCAUUAGAGAAUGAGGAGCAAUCUAGAAAUGUCAGAAGACCACUACAAGAUCAUGAAGAGAUGGCCCAAACUGCUACCAGAGGCCUGGAGCCUGACGUAUGGGGUGGUCGCAAGAAGUUGCAACAAACUGCUGAUAGGGAAAACCUUCUGGAAGAGCCUUGCUCUGCCAUCCAUAUUAUAUGGUGUCAAUAUAUUCCACGUAACAGAAGAAGAGGUCAAGAAGCUGGAAGUUAUAGAAAACGGAGUAUAUCGGCAGAUACUUGGUGCACCGAAAUACACAGCCAACUGUGCCCUCCGAGGUGAAAUUGGAGCUUCGGCGAUGAAAACAAGAGUAAUCAAAGGACAUCUACAGUAUGUUAGAAGCACUCUACAGGGAAAUAACCAACUAUUGAAGGAAGUGAUAGAAACUCAAUUAGAAGAAAAGGGUACGAAAUGGGCGAGGAUGAUUAUCACACACUUAGAAACCCUAAAUCUAAACCAAGGCGACCUUAGAAACAUGAAGAAAGAAGAACUAAAUAAGAAGAUGAUUAGUUGGGACGAUAAAAGAUGGAAAGAGGAAGUAGAGACUAAAACAAGUUUGAAGGUAUACAAGAGAUGGAAGCUGAAGAUAAAAGAGGAUGAUGUUUAUGACAACACCCCGCAAUCAAGAAUCCUCUUUCAAGCGAGGACGGAUACUCUCCCUCUGAACGCAAGGAAGAAGUUUACAAAAGAAAGAACGAACUGUGCCUUGUGUGAAGCGGAAAAUGAAGAUAUUAAUCAUUUCUUGCUAGAAUGUCCAAUAUUAAAUGAAGUUAGGGUGAAUCAUCGUGAAUUACAACAGCCAUACUUGGAAGACAAAGAAGAAGUUAUAAUGAGAUUUCUAUUUGAUAAGGAAAGAAGGAAUAUGGAAGAAAAGAAACAGAUUUUGUACAGCAUGUGGACCCUAAGAACUAAAAGGCAAAAAGAGCUCAAUACUUGUUAAGCACCCCGUACCAACUCAUAGCGCGAUAGUUUAAGUUAAAGUUUAAAAAGAAAAGGAGGAGCCGUUGCAAAGGCAAUUCCUCAAAACCGUCAAGUUC